UAUGCGUAGCUUUGACAUUAGCGUUAUUUGCAUUUGGGUGAAAAAUGUGUUGAAAAUAAUGGAUAUCUGUAUUGUGAACACGUAGACAACAACAACAAUGCACCUGGAUUAUUAUGCUAUAGCGCGAAAGCAACGUUAUAUUCAUUUCUCGUCUGUUCUGUGUCGAAGUGUUAAAUCGAAGAACUCUCGCGGGAUGACAGUGACGCGUGUUUUGGGUGUCUUACUUAAUCGUGACGUAUUUCCUGUUAUGUUAUUAAAAAGACGCGUUCAUCUUUGUAUUUUUUAUUAAAAUGCACAUUUACGUAUUUUAAACGUGUUAAUGUUUGAUAUCAAGCAGUUUUCAUUCGUAUAGUCCCUUAUUAGUCGAACAAAUGUAAAAAAUGCAUGUUUUGGAGGCGGGGCUAACGUCAAGCCCGCGAUUUUUGUACAAAGAGCCGGGAAGACUCAUUCACUCUAGUGUUUUCUUCACUGCAGGGGUCAAGAAAAUUCUCUUCUGUUAUUCUUGUUUUUUAUUUUCAGUUUCUUUUUGGCGUUUUAUCGAUUUUAAUCUUGCCAACAUGCCCGUCCUAGAGAUCGCAGAUGCUUGUGAAGUUUCCCCAUUAAAAAGGCGCAGAGGCAACCCUGCCGAGGAGAGAUCCGUUCUUCGCUUCGCCAAACUUUCAGAACAUGCCACGACACCCACCAGAGGCUCCACAAAAGCGGCUGGAUAUGACCUCUACAGUGCAUAUGAUUAUUCAAUUGACCCUAUGGACAAGGCCGUAGUGAAAACUGACAUCCAGAUAGCAGUACCACAUGGCUGUUAUGGCAGAGUGGCACCAAGAUCUGGACUCGCAGCAAAGCACUUUAUCGAUGUUGGGGCUGGAGUUGUUGAUGAAGACUACAGAGGAAAUGUUGGUGUUGUCCUAUUUAACUUCGGCAAAGAGAAAUUCAAAGUUAAAAAAGGUGAUCGGGUUGCUCAGCUGGUGUGCGAGAGAAUCGUCUACCCAGAAUUAGUUGAACAGGAGAAACUCGAUGACACUGAGCGCGGGGCAGGAGGUUUCGGAUCAACUGGAAGCAACUGAAGCCCUGAAUGUUGAAUGUUUUAAAGUUGGGAGUUUAGAGGUCACUGUUUUGAACUUGUUAAUAAAUAUUUAAAUAUCA
Molecule: messenger RNA, 1140 nt
Organism: Hippocampus comes (tiger tail seahorse)
Lineage: Eukaryota; Metazoa; Chordata; Actinopteri; Syngnathiformes; Syngnathidae
Gene: dut
Product: deoxyuridine triphosphatase
Exons: 6
Coding region: 381-1061 (226 amino acids)
Biological process (GO): dUTP catabolic process; dUMP biosynthetic process
Molecular function (GO): dUTP diphosphatase activity; magnesium ion binding
Source: RefSeq, a predicted model, not a curated record